This is a messenger RNA of Miscanthus lutarioriparius, 1299 nucleotides long. Lineage: Eukaryota; Viridiplantae; Streptophyta; Magnoliopsida; Poales; Poaceae. The record is from the annotation of a GenBank genome assembly.
AUGGGGCCUCCGCGGGGCAGCAGGACAUUGCCUUCUGCCGUCGCUACGGCCUUCGUCGCCGCGGCGGUGGUGGCCAUCAUCAUCUGGUCCGCAGCCGCUGCUGAAGUGGUCGAGGAGAGGCUGACGGUGCCCAUGACGAUCGUCACCGGCGCCGCGUCGAGGGUGUGCCUCGACGGGAGCCCGCCGGCGUACCACCUGCACCGCGGCUCCGGCGCAGGCUCGCGGAACUGGCUGCUCCAGUUCGAGGGCAGCGGCUGGUGCAACGACGUGCGGUCGUGCGCGGAGAGGGCCCGGACGCGCCGAGGAUCCACCCGGCUCAUGGCCAAGGUCGAGUUCUUCUCCGGCAUCCUCAGCAACCGUGCGGCCAUGAAUCCAGACUUUUACAACUGGAACCGUGUGAAACUGCGUUACUGCGAUGGCGGAUCCUUCAUGGGUGAUUCAAUAUAUACAAACAGCUCCACAGUCCUCUACUUUAGUGGUCAGAGGAUAUGGGAUGCUAUCACUAAUCUGCUUGGGAAGGGACUGGUGAGAGCCGAAAAGGUUCUGCUCUCAGGUUGUUCAGCGGGAGGCCUAGCUACAUUCUUCCAAUGCGACAGCCUUAAGGAGCGGCUUGGAGGCACUGUCACGAGAGUUCAGAAGAAUUUGAACAUGGACUGCCUGAAUUCAACAGACAAUGCAUACCUGUGUUUCUUCCCACAGUUCGCACUUCCAAACAUCAGAACCCCGUUUUUCAUCUUGAAUUCAGCUUAUGAUGUAUAUCAGUUCCAUCACAUUUUGGUGCCCCCUUCAUCUGAUCCUAGGGGCCAUUGGAGCCACUGUAAGUCAGAUCCUGGUGCAUGCAACACAUCACAGAUAGCAACCCUCCAAGGACUGAGAAGUGCAAUGUUGUCAUCUUUGAAACAGUUUGAAAGCAAACCAAAGGCAGGGAUGUUCAUUAACUCCUGCUUUGAACAUUGCCAGAGUGAGCUGCAGGACACAUGGUUUGCACCAAAUUCUCCAUUGAUAGAUAACAAGGAAAUUGCAGAGGUGGUAGAUGAUUGGUACUUCGAAAGAGGUGCUGCCAUGGAGAUUGACUGCGCCUAUCCUUGUGAUUCAACUUGUCACAACCUUAUACCAUUUGAUCAGAGUGGUGUAGUGGCCAAAGACGACAACGACAAUGCAGGUUUCGGCAUCGGUAUAGCAACCGGAGACAACAUGACCCAACAAGAGAAUGCGAUGGCGAAGGGCCACAUAGGAAAGCCAGGCAGACACAUGGGCCAACCACGCUCGCGCCACCAUGCUAGAGAGCAUGCGGGCUAG